GGGUAUACAUGUAUUGAACUUGUGAAUAAAAAAUGAUUCUUUUUGAAGAAGGAUCCUCUGCUUAUCUUGUUUGUCGAAGGACCUAGGUGUAAAUUUAAACAGCACAAAAAACUUGAAAUCAUCAGGGAGAAGCUGCAUUUCACAUGUUUCUUUAUAUAAUUCACUACAAUAACUUCAGAUAUGACAUAGACACAUUGGCCUUGUGUGUCUAAGUAGUGAGCUCUUGACACCCUUCUUGCCUUGGAAAUUAAAGUAGUAUUAGAACAGAGGGACCUUUGGGCUGUGGUAGAAGUUUCAUUUGAACACAGAGAGAAAUGGAUUGGCAAGGUCCAGCAAGUCAUGAAUCAGGGAAAGGAGCAGAAAAAGGCCUUCGAGGCAUCCAGAUUGGGAGUGGCAGGGAAUUCUGGGAAAGAACCGUGCAGAAGAUCCUUGAAGGAGACCGCACCGGCUCAGAUGUCCAGUGUCAGAGAUUCAGGCAGUUCCGCUACCAGGAGGCUAAGGGACCCCGAGAGGUUUGCAGCCAACUCCACAAACUUUGCUGUCAGUGGCUGAAGCCAGAGAGAAACGCAAAAGCUCAGAUGCUGGACCUGGUGAUCCUGGAGCAGUUCCUGACCAUCCUGCCCCCAGAGAUGGCAAGCUGGGUCAGAGAAUGUGGGGCGGAGACCAGUUUCCAGGCAGUGGCCCUGGCAGAAGGCUUUCGCCUGAGCCAAGCAGGGGACAGGAACCAGAAAGAGCAGCAGGCACAGAUGAUGUUAACAAAAUCAGCCACUGAUCUCAUGAAGGCAGAGAAGGCCCCAUUGGACACCACACAGGAGUUUCUGUUCAGAGGGAUCAUGCAGGAGGGUGAUGAAGGUAGCACCCCACUAGGCAGUGAAAUGACCCUGGUGACUCCUCCUAGGUCUUCUCCUCUUGGUGGUGGAAUGGAAACGGUUGAUGUGCAGUCACCAGAGCAGGGAGCCGUGACCUUGGAGGAGGUGGCUGUGUGUUUCUCCGAGGAGGAGUGGGCUCUGCUGGAUCCAGCCCAAAGGGCUCUGCACAGGGAAGUCAUGGCGGAGAAUUCUGGGAAUCUGGCCUUGCUGGAAUUACUUUCCGUUACCAAACCUGACCUCACCUCCUGGCUGGAAGAAGAAGAAGAAGACCCAUUUGUCGAGGCCUCCAAGAAAGGAGAGAGAUCAGCAGGUAAUCAGAGGAAGAAUGGAAAGAAGAGUGAACAACCAAAAAGGAAAACUGAAGAGAAUCAGAAGAGGAGGAGGAAGACCACAGCUUCUGAAGGGGCAGGCUUCCAUGCAAUUCCAGUCCAAGAAGGAAGUCUCAAAGAAGACAAUGAGAUUCCCUUACAUGUCAAAAUCUUAACUAAUAAACCACACCUUGGCAUGUAUUACAGAAGCCACACAGGCGAGAAACCAUAUCAGUGUGGAAAGAGUUUCAGUCAGAGGUCAAGCCUUGAUUAUGAUCAAGAAAUCCACACAGGAGAAAAACCACACACCUGCUCAGUGUGUGGGAAAAGCUUCUGGGUAAAGAUAAACCUCAUUUCCCAUCAAAGAGUCCACACCGGAGAGAAACCCUAUCAAUGCAUGGAAUGUGGGAAGCGCUUCAGCCACUUUGGUAAUUUUACUCGCCAUCAAAAAACGCACACAGGGGAGAAGCCGUAUAAGUGUUCGGAGUGUGGAAAGAGCUUCCGCUGCAGUGGCAACUUCACUCGCCAUCGGAGAAUCCACACAGGAGAGAAGCCAUUUAAAUGCUCCGUGUGUGGAAAGGACUUCCUUCAGAAGAGUCACCUUAUUUCCCAUAGAAGAACUCACACAGGAGAGAAACCAUACACCUGCACAGAGUGCGGAAAGAGCUUCGGCCGCUUUGAUUACCUCUCUCGCCAUCAAAGGAUCCACAGAGGAGAGAAGCCACCUAACUGUUCGGAGCUUGGAAAGGGCUUCAGUCAGAGCAGUAGCCUGACUUCCCAUCAAGGAAUCCAUGUGCAUAAAUUCGAAGGAGGCAGCAGGACUCAAGUCCCUGCCAGAAUCCCCCAGGGGGAGCUCUGCCUUCCCCAGCUUGCCAGUGCCAAGCGGAAUCCACAGGCUCACUCCUUGAUGGACCCAGUCAACUCUUCUAAUCUUCUCUCAGUAACAACAGCAGUGACAGCACGUGACAGGUCUCUGCCGUGUCAGACUACAGUUCCUGUUAUUCUUUGGGGCCUUGUUCCUGUUCACAAGUAUUAGUUUUGUCCUUCAUCUACUGUAUUGACCUGAAUCCAAGACUAGGUUUUUCCCCCUGAGUUCUUUGAUGGUAGCUAUAGGGGGGUCAUCUUGCAGUCAAAGUCCUCUUCCUUUGGGGUAAAUACAGUUGUUAUCUGGAUUUAAUCUGGAUUUUUGAAGUGGGUUGUCUUAAAUUCAGAUGCAUCUUCUAUUUGGGUAAAUACAGUUAUCCUUGAAGAAGACCCAUGUUGCAAGGCUAGACUUCUGGAAGGUUCCGUUGAAUACAGGCGGGCUCUGCAGAAGGCAUAGGGUUGCCACAUUCAUGGGAGAGAAUUCCUGGACACAGUCAUCAAAGGGUGGGAGUUUGUCACUUGAAAACCCCACUCUCCCAAUACGGCCAGUACUGGGAAAGUGUGCUCCAUGGAAGGGCUUGGUAGCUGUUCUGUGCAUUUCCACACAGAUAGAGUUCUUUGCAUAGGAGAGGUUUAGGAACUCAUAUAGCACAUUUUGGAGCAGAAGAUGGGGUUGGAGCUUCAUCUUUGAUAUUGUUAACAAUAAAGUACUGUUGUGUGUUAA
Messenger RNA from Hemicordylus capensis (graceful crag lizard), 2765 nucleotides. Its product is annotated as zinc finger protein 154-like. The coding region runs from base 315 to 2213 and encodes 632 amino acids. Lineage: Eukaryota; Metazoa; Chordata; Lepidosauria; Squamata; Cordylidae. The record is from RefSeq and is a predicted model, not a curated record. Gene Ontology annotation, molecular function: DNA-binding transcription factor activity, RNA polymerase II-specific; RNA polymerase II cis-regulatory region sequence-specific DNA binding. The transcript is spliced from 7 exons. Gene Ontology annotation, biological process: regulation of transcription by RNA polymerase II.